Molecule: messenger RNA, 2127 nt
Organism: Erpetoichthys calabaricus (reedfish)
Lineage: Eukaryota; Metazoa; Chordata; Cladistia; Polypteriformes; Polypteridae
Product: suppressor of tumorigenicity 14 protein homolog
Exons: 14
Coding region: 197-1906 (569 amino acids)
Biological process (GO): proteolysis; acrosome reaction
Molecular function (GO): protein binding; serine-type endopeptidase activity
Source: RefSeq, a predicted model, not a curated record
AGAAUCAAGUUUUGAGUAUCAUUUACUCUCCCAACAGGAAGCUUGUACAGUGCUGAAUAACAAAAUCAAAUGGAGCACUCCGGGUACAUGUCACUGGCAGGUGACAGGCCAAGCAAGGAAAGUUGUUCGGGUCACCAUUCAGCAUUUCUUUAUUGAAGGAGACUGUCAAAGGAACUUCUUUGCUUUUUAUGAUGCUAUGGUGGGAGGAAAAUCCAGACUAAUUACAAGGGUCUGCUCUGGAAGCCAUCAUGUUCCUCUUCAAGCUUUCAGUGUUGUUUCUUCUGACAAUGUAAUGCUAAUAGUUUUCAACUCAGAAGUAAAGCAUUUGAAUGAAUUUGAAGCAACAAUCCAGUUUAUAGAUGAUUUUGGAUGUGGAGGCAGUAUAACCACUUACAAUGGAUCUCUUACAUCACCUUUUUAUCCUUCUUAUUACCCUCCGAAUCGAGAAUGUUUCUGGACAAUAUCGACUCCAGCUUCCUCUAUGAGGAUAAGGAUAAGAUUUCCAACUCUUAAACUGGAUGGGGAGCAGCCAGACUGUGACAAAGACUGGCUAUCGAUCAACAGAAAAAGAUACUGUGGUGAAAAUGUAAUGCCCCUGGUUGUGUCCAGCACCACUAAUGUCCUUACAGUUUAUUUCUAUUCUGAUUCAUCAAUAACAAACAGAGGGUUUCAGGCGGACUUUACAAGUUUUGAACCACUGGACACCUGUCCAGGAAUGUACACUUGUGGAGAUGGGUCUUGUGAACCCCUCAGUUAUAAGUGUGAUGGAUGGGAUGACUGUAGUGACCGAAGUGAUGAGCAGAAUUGCAGGUGCACAGCAGAGCAGUAUACCUGCAAGAACAGAUUUUGUAAACCAUUAAUUUACGUUUGUGAUGGAGAAGAUGACUGUGAAGAUGGAAGUGAUGAAUCAAACUGUGCAUGUCCUGCAGGGUAUUUUCUAUGCACAAGUGGUGAAUGCAUCCUCAGCACAUUUCUUUGUGAUGGUACAGCCAACUGCAGAGAUGAAAGUGAUGAAGCCAACUGUAUUGGAAAAGAGGUACGAUGCUCAGCUGUUUCCUACCAAUGUAGCAACAGAAAGUGCAUUGCUAAACCCAACGCAAGGUGUGAUGGCACAGUGGACUGUCCAGAUUCAAGUGAUGAACAAAAUUGUGAUUGUGGCAUUCGGCCUUUUCUGCAAAGCCGCGUUGUAGGAGGGCAUGAUGCGGAACCUGGAGAAUGGCCCUGGCAGGUGAGCCUUCAUUUCCAUCAGCGUGGACAUAUCUGUGGGGCAUCGCUAAUCAGUCACAACUGGCUCAUAUCUGCAGCUCACUGUUUCCAGGACACUGCACUGAACAGAUACUCUCGGUCAUCACUUUGGACUGCAAUAAUCGGGACACGAUCUCAGCAAUUGACUGAUUCUAAACCAGUCAUGAGAAAACUUAACCAUAUCAUUGCUCAUGAACGGUAUAAUGAUGUCUCCCUGGACUAUGACAUAGCUUUGCUGAAACUUGAUUCUCCUGUGGUGUAUAAUAAUUAUAUCCAGUCAAUAUGUCUUCCUUCUGCAACACACAUUUUCCCUGUUGGCCAAAGCUGUUUUAUCACAGGCUGGGGAAUACUCCAAGAAGGUGGAGCACUACCAUUAUUACUACAAAAAGCAGAAGUGAAAAUCAUCAACCAGACAGUGUGCAAUAUGUACUUGGGAAAAUCCCUGAGUGCAAGGAUGCUUUGUGCUGGCUAUCUUAAUGGUGGAAUUGAUGCCUGCCAGGGAGAUUCUGGAGGACCUCUAGUUUGUGAAGAACCCUCUGGACGGUGGUUUCUGGCUGGAAUUGUCAGUUGGGGUGAAGGCUGUGCUCGAUGGCACCGACCUGGAGUUUAUACCAGAUUAACCAAAUUCCAAGAGUGGAUAAAGCAAAUCACAGAAAUCUGAGCAAUGUGCAGUACAAUUGAUUUUUCUCAUCAUAUGCAAAACAGAAACACCCAUUUCAGAACGUCCCGUUCACUGAAGUUUUAGCUUUUUUUUUUUUUUUAUUAGCAUUUUUACUUGCCUGUCCAGCCUUAAGUGUGUGGGUGGCAAUAUCAGUGCACAGCUGAUGGAGUUCUAACUUGUUUGUGGACAGGCAGAUUUGCGCUGAUAUCCCAGUACAUUAA